CUGUUCCCGGUGCUACUACGGCCAAAAAGUACCGGGUACAUUAAGCUGCGAAGUGCCAGCGCCUACGACCCGCCCAUCAUUGAGCCCCGGUAUCUGACGGACCCGCACGACAUCAAGACUAUGGUGGAGGCCAUGAAGAUCACCAUCAAAGUGGGCCAUUCGCCACCCAUGAGGCGACUCGGCUCCCGACUCAUUGAUAAAGUGGUGCCCGGUUGCGAAGGGUACAAACUAUACUCCGACAAAUACCUAGCCUGUUUGGCGCGUACCCUAACCCACACGAUCUACCAUCCGGUGGGGACGUGCAAAAUGGGUGCGGCGGACGACCCGACAUCGGUGGUGGACCCGCAGCUGCGGGUGUUGGGCGGCGUAAAGGGUCUACGGGUAGCCGACGGGUCUAUAUUCCCGUCGCUAAUCGGGGGCAACACAAACGCGCCCAUAAUAAUGGUGGCCGAGCGGUUGGCCGAUAUGAUCAAAGGCAAGCGCCUGCCGGCCAAGAGUUUGCCGCACAGUCACUACAAGCCAUACACGUAUGAUCUGGACUAUAAUGACGUACUGGACAGAAAUGAGCGAGAUGAAAGGUGA
This is a messenger RNA of Medioppia subpectinata, 582 nucleotides long. The record is from the annotation of a GenBank genome assembly. NCBI's taxonomy places the organism in Eukaryota, Metazoa, Arthropoda, Arachnida, Sarcoptiformes, Oppiidae.